GGGGGGAGUGGUCAGGCUAGAGGAGAUCGUUGGGCCUGAGGGAGCUUUGGAGCGGGAGGGAUCCUUGCUCCGGUUUGACUCCGGAUUGUGAUUGCAACCCCCCCCCCCCAGCCCUCUCGCCGAGCGGUGGGCAGGGGGGGCUCCGGUUUGACUCCGGAUCGUGACUGCAGCCCUUUCGCCCUGCAGGGCUGUGCCAGCCAGGGGCCUGCCUCAGUCUCGGGGGGGUGCCCAGGCAGGCAGGCAGCGGGUGGGGAAUGGCUGGCAGAAGCCGCCGCUCCUGGCUCAGCGUGCUGCUCGGUCUGGUGCUGGGCUUCCUCCUGGCCUCCCGCCUCAUCCUCCCGCGGGCCUCGGAGCUGAAGACGGGCGGCCACCGGCGCCAGGCCAGCCUGGAAGGGUGCCGGGCCAAGCUGGCGGGGGGCCUCCUCCACAGGGACCCCCCGGGGGGCUUGCUGUGGCCCCACGAGCCCGCCAGCCUCCACGGCCACAACCCGCCGGCCAAGAACUUUCUCUUCGUGGGGGUCAUGACCGCUCAGAAGUACCUGCAGAGCAGAGCUGUGGCUGUCUACAGAACAUGGUCUGGCACAGUUCCAGGGAAGGUGGUCUUCUUCUCCAGCGAGGGCUCGGACACUUCCCUUCCAAUCCCCAUUGUGUCGUUGCCUGGUGUAGAUGACUCUUACCCUCCCCAGAAGAAAUCAUUCAUGAUGCUCAAGUACAUGCACGACUAUUACUUGGACAAGUAUGAGUGGUUCAUGAGAGCCGAUGACGACGUUUACGUCAAAGGAGACAAACUGGAGAGCUUCCUUCGGAGUUUGAAUAGCAGCGAGCCGCUUUUCCUCGGGCAGACGGGGCUGGGCACCACCGAAGAGAUGGGGAAACUGGCGCUGGAGCCCGGAGAGAAUUUCUGCAUGGGGGGCCCCGGGGUGAUUAUGAGCCGUGAAGUCCUGCGGCGGAUGGUCCCUCACAUCGGAGAGUGCCUUCGGGAGAUGUACACCACCCACGAGGAUGUCGAAAUCGGGAGAUGUGUACGAAGAUUCGCGGGAGUGCAGUGUGUCUGGUCUUAUGAGAUGCAGCAACUCUUUUAUGAAAACUACGAGCAGAACAAAAAAGGUUACAUCAAAGACCUCCGCAACAGCAAGAUUCACCGGGCAAUCACCUUACACCCCAACAAGAGCCCACCCUACCAGUACAGACUCCACAGUUACAUGCUGAGUCGCAAAAUAGCAGAGCUGCGUUACCGGACCAUCCAGCUGCACCGGGAAAUUGUCCUGAUGAGUAAGUACAGCAAUACAGAAGUGCACAAAGACGACCUUCAGUUGGGGAUGGCGCCCUCUUUCAUGCGCUUCCAGCCUCACCAGCGCGAAGACGUUUUGGAAUGGGAGUUCCUCACUGGGAAGUAUCUUUAUUCCGCCAUGGAUGGACAACCGCCUCGUCGAGGGAUGGAUUCCUCCCAGCGUGAGGCACUGGACGAUAUUGUCAUGCAAGUGAUGGAGAUGAUCAACGCCAACGCCAAGACCAGAGGGCGGAUCAUUGACUUCAAAGAGAUCCAGUAUGGCUAUCGUAGAGUCAACCCAAUGUACGGGGCAGAGUACGUUCUCGACUUACUGCUGUUGUACAAGAAGCACAAGGGAAAGAAAAUGACCGUUCCGGUCCGAAGGCAUGCGUACUUGCAACAGACAUUCAGCAAAGUCCACUUUGUGGAGGAUGAAGAGAUCGAUGCCAAAGAGUUGGCUAGCAAAAUUAACCAGGACUCUGGAUCCUUAUCGUUUCUCUCCAAUUCUCUGAAGAUGUUUGUUCCAUUCCAGUUGAGUAAGUCAAAAGCAGAGAAGAAGGAACCCAAAGACAAGAAAAUCAACAUCUUGAUUCCCCUUUCCGGGCGCUUCGACAUGUUUACGCGAUUUAUGUUGAAUUUUGAGAAGACCUGCCUCAUUCCAAAUCAGAAUGUCAAGUUGGUUGUCCUUCUUUUCAACUCAGACUCGAAUCCUGACAAGGCAAGGCAGAUUGAAUUGAUGAGAGAUUACCGCAUGAAGUACCCUAAGGCAGACAUGCAGAUCUUGCCCGUGUCUGGGGAAUUCUCCCGAGCUCUGGCGCUAGAAGUUGGAUCCUCCCAGUUUAACAAUGACUCCCUGCUGUUCUUCUGCGAUGUUGACUUGGUGUUUACGGCCGAGUUUCUCCAAAGGUGUAGAGCCAACACGGUUUUGGGUCAACAGAUUUAUUUCCCUAUCAUCUUUAGCCAGUAUGAUCCAAAGAUUGUUUACAGUGGGAAAGUCCCAAGUGAUAAUCAUUUUGCCUUCACCCAGAAAACAGGAUUCUGGAGGAAUUAUGGCUUUGGAAUUGCCUGCAUUUACAAGGGUGAUCUCCUUCAAGUGGGAGGCUUUGACGUUUCCAUCCAAGGUUGGGGCCUCGAGGACGUGGACUUAUUCAACAAAGUUAUCCAGGCGGGCCUAAAAACUUUCCGGAGCCAAGAAGUUGGCGUAGUUCAUGUGCAUCACCCUGUCUUUUGUGACCCUAACCUUGAUCCAAAACAGUACAAAAUGUGUUUGGGGUCCAAAGCAUCAACGUAUGGGUCCACGCAACAGUUGGCGGAGCUGUGGUUGCAGAAAAACGAGCUGGGCUUUGGGAAAAGUAGCAAUUCCAACGGUUCCCUGAGGACAGCGUAAUGAUCCAGCUAUGCUGGAGGAAAAAAAUGAGAAAAAGAACUACCUGUUGCGUUUUUAAGUGAAAAAAAUUACCCUAAUUUAUUUUUUUGCAAAACGUUUUUGAUAGUUGGGUUUUUUAAAAAAAUAAAAUAAAAACAGAACAACUGCACAAGGGUAUAUUUUACAAACCAUUGUUUUUCUUACGAGGACAUUUGAGGCGCUUCUUUCCUGAACAAAACUUUUGCCUUUCGGAACAGAAAUCAGUGGCUGAGUAUUAUGACUUUACUUGGUUCCGGCAACUUGAAAUAACGCUUUUAUUUUAAUUUUUUUUCCUGAUAAGCAGAUGUUUUAAAGUAAAAGGAAACACCCCCUCUUCCACUCCAUAAUUCAUUCCAUGUCUCAUUGUCAGUGGCAAAAAGGAUUCCCUUCAAUUUUUUCCCCUUUUGGGGUUGCUACGGAAUUCUUUGUCGUUCCCCCUUUUUAAAGAGAAGUGUAAGAACAAAGAAAUCCAUGAAACAGUCUUUGCUUAUCAGACGGUUGUCAUUUGGUUGGUAUUUCGAUUGUAGGAUGUACCAUUCAGCUCACUGUAUUUUGUGCAACUGGGAGAAAAGGGGGUGGAAAAAGUGAGCACAUUUUUUUUUUACUGUUAGUCUUUUGUAAAAAUAAUAAUAAUAAUAAACCUGUCUUUUCCUACUCGGUCCCUAUGUGGAUCUAAUGUUGCAAACUCCAUGGCAAACAUUGUGUUUUCCAAAUUUGAUCUUCUGUGUAGAUGACAAAGAGUGACAUUUUAGCAAAUAGAAAUGAGGUUUCUUUGCUGUAAAAAGGAACAAACCGAAAACCCAGAUACCCCCAAGGAGAUGUGUUGGGGGAAAUGAACAUUCAGGGCUUUGUUUCCCCAAACUAGUUAACAGGAUUUGGACUGGGAACAAUUUGUUAUCAUUUAUUUCUUUUUGUUGCUUACCUCGCUUCUUUUUAUUUUUAUUUUCCUUAUCUGAUAGGUUUUUAAUUUAUUUCAUAUUCUUUGUUUAAGAUUCCUGUCUUCUAUUUUUAAAAAAACUGAUAGACAUUAAUAUUUAUAUAACUUAGGAAUGUAUUGCAUUUUCUUACUGUUAAAGGUAGUGUAAAUCUUCUUUCUCCGCAGUAAACUGAUCUCCAAAGA
Molecule: messenger RNA, 3795 nt
Organism: Sphaerodactylus townsendi
Lineage: Eukaryota; Metazoa; Chordata; Lepidosauria; Squamata; Sphaerodactylidae
Gene: CHSY1
Product: chondroitin sulfate synthase 1
Exons: 3
Coding region: 255-2657 (800 amino acids)
Cellular component (GO): Golgi cisterna membrane
Molecular function (GO): glucuronosyl-N-acetylgalactosaminyl-proteoglycan 4-beta-N-acetylgalactosaminyltransferase activity
Source: RefSeq, a predicted model, not a curated record